GAAGUUCCUCGGAGGCGAGGGGGCCGGGGCGAAACGCUGGCCAAGCCGGAAGGGACCCGACGCCGAAGCGGGGAGCGCGGAGCGCCGGCGGCCAGCGCCGCGCAGCUCCUAACGGGCCGCCCCGGAGACUCCUGGGAGCUCAGGCCCACACGCGUGUGCGCAGGCGCGGACGGCUGAGCCCGGCCGGGGGCGCGGUGUGGGCCUCGGGUGUGGUCCGGGGGCGUGACCGCGAGCGAGCUCCGCCAGGGGGUAUUUUGCCUGCUUGGACCCGGAGGAAGCGACUUCGCGGGGAGCGGGUUCCCGCGCCCAGCAGGCGCUGAGAGAGAGAGUGUGAGUGUGUGUGUUAGUAUGAGCGCGCGCCGAAUGGGAGUGGUCUCCCUGCCCUACCUGCUGCAUGUUAGGUGCAUGCUACUCUGGGAUGUUGCGGCCGUUUUGUGUGUACAGUGGACGGAUUUUCGUGUUGCUGCGUGAGAUUUCCUCUGCAUGUGUCUAUUUUUAGAUUAGGUGUGAGUCGUAUUUGAAACUGUGUGGCAGCUGGAGAAAUGAAAGUGAUUUUUGAAUGAUUGUGACUUUGCCUGGAAUUGUGUAAUGUGCUGAGAUCGUGAAUGACAACGGCCUAUGGACUGGUUGUUUUCUGAAGGAUGUUUGAUUGACUAUGACUAUGCCUGUGUUUGUAACCUACUGUUAUUUCUGAUGGUUUUGUGACUAUGGGAACCGAAAUAUUUGAAUGAUUGAGGAACUCUUGUAUGACUGUGUCUAGUUGGUUAUGUAAGAUUUCAUUAUCUGAAUAGUAAGCCAUUAAGCCUGCCUCCAAAAUUGUAAGUAGCAGUUUAGCAAAUAAAGAGGUAUUAGUAUUGUAAAGGAAGAAGUAAAGUUUUCAUAAUUCCCAGCUGGCAAAUUUAUUGCCAGGAAACACUAUUAUGAUAACUAAAACUAGUGUGCAGGAAAAACAAACAAUUUUUACCGAUAACUACCACUUUCAACACUUAUAUCUCAGUGAGGUUUCCUGCUCCUGGAUGAAAUCAACGGCAAGAUCAAUAACUUCUUCAGGCAUUCUAAGAUAAUAAAUAGUAUUUUAUACACUUUUAAUCACAGGCUAAUUUCACUGUAGUAAUUAAAAUAGUUAACUUGCUAACUAAAGUAUUCACUGUAGUGGUCCGUACUUCAGGCAUCAUUUAGCAAAAUAUUAUUCUUUCUGCCUGGAAGCCUACAGAGUGGCUUUCUACCCAGAAACCUGAUCAAUUUCUUUUCUAUUUUUAUACCUGCACUACUAAAAAGUAUCCUCCAAUAGUUAAUCCUUAAAUUAACUAUUAACAAAUUAAUAAUAAAUAAUACUUAAUUUCAAUAACUAUACUUAAGUAGUGUUAUACAGGUGAAUCAACAAAGAGUUGAAGUAGAGAAAUUAAAUAGAAAGUUGAGACAUAUUUUCAAGUAUUUAGGGAAGUGAUAAAGAUUAUAUGAUAUAUUAUAAAUGUGAUAAAGAUGGCAUUUCACAUCAGUUGAAGAAAUAUGAAUUAUACAAUAUGUAGUAUUGCUAAACCACAAAACAUACAGGUGAAGAAUCUUCACAAGGCAAAGACAAUUUAAUAGUCUAUAUGAGAAAGUAAGAAAAAGUAUUUUCAACUUAAAGUAGAUAAAGGGUUAAUUUCCUAAAUUAAAAAAAUAGAAGAAGAUAAUGUCAAGUAACUAGGAAAUAAAAACCCAAGAGAAAAAUAGACAUACUAUAAAGAGAUACCAUUGCAGAAAAGAAAUAGGAAUGUCUUUAAACAUAUUUUAAAAAGCUUACUCUCAACUACAAUCUAGACCUGAUGGGUAAAGAUUUAAAUGUCAUCAAGUGUACUUCACAGUGCAUGGUAAGAUAUUAUGCACCACUGGCAACAGUGUAAAUUGGCAUAAAGUCCAUAAAGAACAAUUUAGAACUAUACAGUAAACCCCGGCUCAAUGGGAGAUGGAAAGUAGACAAGCAGAGGGAAAAACACAAUGUUACCUCUCUUCAAGCUACACCAAGUUCCCCAGAAUCCUUUCUACCUUACCAUGAAACUAGGUUUCUGAUGUUUGUGAAGGAGUAGGAUGUGUCCAUUUUCCCACUAACCUCUAUCUUAGAUUUCUGAAGGGUAUGCAGACCGAGCAAGUACUGAAACAGUGAACAUUAAUGCAGAUUUAACUGAGUUAUUCUGGGAGAUCUGACUUAGAUCUUACAUACUUGUAUCCUCUAUCUUUGCCUUCUCAGGACUCUUCCUUUUUCCAAAAGAAGAGCUCAAAAGAGAAGGUUCAUCUCUUACAAAUCUCAAAGCCAUGUCUCAGGAUGAACUAGAGUAUGCCCUUACAGGGAUCAGUGUCAUUCAAGGAUGUGACUGUGGACUUCACCCAGGAGGAGUGGCAGCAUCUGGACCCUGCUCAGAAGGCCCUGUAUAGGGAUGUGAUGUUGGAAAACUAUUGCCACUUCAUCUCUGUGGGGUUUCACAUGACUAAGCCUGAUAUGAUCCGCAAGUUGGAACAAGGAGAAGAGCUAUGGACACAGGGAAUUUUUCCAAGUCAGAGCUACCUAGAAGAUGGAAAAGCUGAAGAUGUUUUAGUGAAGUUCAAAGAAUACCAAGAUGGACAUUCUAGAUCAGUUGUAUUAAUCAACCACAGAAAACUAAUUAAGGAGAAAAGUAAUACUUAUGGUAAAAGACUUACUCUAGGCAAGAACCAUAUUAUUUCAAAAACAACAUUAUGUGAAUAUAAACCUGAUGGAAAGGUUUUGAAAAAUAUUUCAGAAUUAGUCAUAAGAAAUGUAAGCCCCUUAAAAGAGAAGUUUGGAGAGAGUAAUGGAUGGGAGAAAUCACUCCUCAAUCCUAAGCACGAGAAAAUUUAUCCUAUAGUGAAUCUCCAUAAACAAACAGAAAAAGAUCUCAGUGGUAAACAGGAACUUAUUCAACAUCAGAAGGUUCAAACUCCAGAACAACCAUUUGAGCAUAAUGAAUGUGAAAAAUCCUUCGUUAUGAAAGGAAUGUUAUUUGCACAAACUAGAUCUCAUAGAGGAGAAAGAACUUUUGAAUACAAUAAAGAUGGAAUUGCCUUCAUAGAAAAGUCAAAUCUCAACAUCCAUCCACACAGUCUUAUGGAAAAGAAGCCCUCUGCCUACAACAAAUAUGGGAAAUUCCUCUGUAGGAAGUCUGUUUGUAUUAUGCAUCAAAGAUCUCAAACAGAAGAGAGACCCUUUCAAUGUCCUUACUGUGGGAAUUGCUUUAGAAGGAAGUCAUACCUUAUUGAACAUCAGCGAAUUCACACAGGUGAGAAACCAUAUGUUUGCAAUCAAUGUGGAAAGGCCUUCCGUCAGAAGACAGCCCUCACUCUUCAUGAAAAAACACAUAUAGAGGGGAAACCCUAUAUUUGUAUUGAUUGUGGGAAGUCCUUCCGCCAGAAGGCGACCCUCACUAGACAUCACAAAACACAUACAGGGGAGAAAGCCUAUGAAUGUACUCAAUGUGGAAGUGCCUUUAGAAAGAAGUCAUACCUCAUUGAUCACCAGAGAACUCACACGGGAGAGAAACCAUAUCAGUGUAAUGAGUGUGGAAAGGCAUUUAUCCAGAAGACAACCCUCACUGUCCAUCAGAGAACUCACACAGGAGAGAAACCCUAUAUUUGUAAUGAAUGUGGUAAGUCCUUCUGCCAAAAGACAACCCUCACUCUUCAUCAGAGAAUUCAUACAGGGGAAAAACCCUAUAUUUGUAAUGAAUGUGGGAAGUCCUUCCGCCAGAAGGCAAUCCUCACUGUUCAUCACAGAAUACAUACAGGAGAGAAAUCCAAUGGAUGUCCUCAGUGUGGAAAGGCCUUUAGUCGGAAAUCAAACCUUAUUCGCCAUCAGAAAACUCACACAGGAGAGAAACCAUAUGAAUGUAAAGAAUGUGGGAAGUUCUUCAGUUGUAAGUCAAACCUCGUUGUCCAUCAGAAAACUCACAAGGUACAAACCAUGGGAAUGCAGUAAGUAAUGAGACUUUUUUGUAAAAAACUUUUAGGUCAUAGUAAAUCCUAUACAUGAUAUGUUGCUUGCAAGUGUAAUAAUAUCCAACAGUUUAAGGUACUGUACCACAUAUUAAUCUACUAUUGGCUAGACUAGCAGUUAGCCUAUAAGGUACACACACACCAAAUAUGACUAGACAAAUUGACAAAAAAAAGAAUUGAAAUAAAAGCCCAAAUUUUUUAUUAGAUUCAGCAGAUGAAAAUUUCUGUCAAAUUGUCAUAAACAUUUGAAACUGUUUAUUUUCAAUUUAAAUAUAUCUUUUUGUGAACCGGUAAUAAGCAGUUGGCCAACUGGCAGUGGCCCAUGGACUGCACUGUGAGUAGAAGUUCUAUAAAAGAAAGGAGGUAUGUUCUCAACACGGACAAAGCAGACAAAUGAGAUGUGAACUGUAUUUCUCACUGGAAAUAUGAAAUAAAAAUUAGUUGUUACCUCUUCAAAGUUAACCACAGUUCUGACUUCUAACAUUAUAAAUUAGUUUUAAUGUACUAUAAACCUUUAUAUAAAUUGAAUUAUAUAUUGUUUAUUCUUUUAUAUAUGGAUUAUUUCAUUCAUCAGUAUGUCUCUAAUCACUAGUAGUGCAUGUGGCAGAAGUUUAUUUUUAUUCUAUAUAGAAUUCCAUUAUAUGAUUAUAUCACAAUUUAUCCAUUCUGUUGAUGGACUUUUACAUUGUUUACAUCUUAGGGUCAUAAUAAAUAAUGCUUCUGAAAACCUAUUUGUCUUUUGCUAUAUAUAUAUGCAUUUCUCUUGUGUAUAUACUUAUGAAUGGAAUUACUGUGUAUGUUCAGUCAGCUUUGGUAGAUACUGCCAAACCACUCAGAACUUUCACACAGCAUGAGAUAAUUCACUCUCAAGGGAAACAACUAUGAAUUUUAUCAAUAUGUUGGUAGUUCAAACCAGAGAAUUCAUGCUAGAGGGAAAUUAUCAGUGUUAUUAUAAAAAUUGGGAAUGUGGAUGGAAUGCAUGCAGAAAGGCUUUUAGCCACAGCUCAAAUCUUAAUACAAGACAUAUGUAAUAAAUGUGAGAUUGCCUUUAGCCACAGUUAAUGUCUUAUUUGAAAUAAAAAAGUCAUACUAAAGAAAAGAAGGCAUCCAGGAUUUCCCUUGCUCAACACCAGAGAAUUCUAACUAGAGAAAAGCCCUAUGUGUAUAUUGAAGGUGGGGUGGGAGGGAACAUAGCGUUUACCCAUGGCCUAUAUCUUACUGGUCAUAUGCAAAUGAUUAAUAUGGAAAAGCUUAUAGGGAUAGCUCAAAUCUUAACACAACACCAGAAAAUUCAUAUUGGUUGGGAACUCUUCAAAUGAAAUAAUUGUAAAAAUGACUUUAACCAUAGCUCACUCCUUAUACAACAUCAAAUAAUUCACACUAAAGAAAGGAAAAUUAAAAUGAAACAAAUGAGGUGUGGGACUUUUAACUCAGGAACACUAGCUUCCAUGAAAGAAGUCCAAUCAUACCUAGACUAUAAUGCUAGAAAAUCCAUGUGUAGGCACCCUAGUCAACAGCCCCAGCUGAGCUCCCAGACAUCAGCUAGCAUCAACUGCCAGCCAUGUGAGUGAGCCCUCUUGGACAUCAAGUCUUCAGAUGAUUGUAGCCCUUGCUGACAUCCAACUUGAGCCACACAAGAGACCCCAACCAAGAACUGCCCAGCUGAGGUCUCCCCAAAUUCCUGACCCCCCAAAUGGUUACAUUUUUAAUUAAAUUUGAUUGUUUGAUUAAAAGAAUGGAAAAAGUAACUUGUAUCUAUUUAAUAACACAAAUAAAGGUUCUCAGUAGUAUUCUUAUUUGUAACACAGUGCCAGAUAAUUGUGUAUGCUGAGUUCUGGAGGAUGGUACUCCAUCCUUGCACAAUAUGUCCUUUGAGGCUUCACAUUGGGUAUGCUUUAAGCCUUUUAGUGCUCAUCAGGAAAAAUUCUAGAUGGUAUAGCAUGUGAUGUAAAGAGUUCAUCUCAGUGUUUUGGGGAUUUUUUGUUUUUAAGGAUGCAUAAUAUACAUAUUUAUGAGGUAUAUUUUGAUACAUGC
Molecule: messenger RNA, 6021 nt
Organism: Microcebus murinus (gray mouse lemur)
Lineage: Eukaryota; Metazoa; Chordata; Mammalia; Primates; Cheirogaleidae
Source: RefSeq, a predicted model, not a curated record